UGAGCUGAAGAGGAGAUGAUCAACAACAACAACAUUAACACAGGCAGAAGCAGCAGCAGAAGCAGCAGCAGCUCUCAGUGUGAAUCUGACUGCUGCAGCUCUCACAUAUAACACACCUUCACCCCUCUCUGUGUGUUUGUGUGUGUUUAUUUAUUUUUCCUUCAAGUUACUCUGAACUUUUUCUUCUUCUUUGGGAGUUGGGAGGGUUUUUUUUGGUUUCCAGUCUGACUGCAUUGCAACAAAAACUGCUGCUGUGUCUUCGAGAACAGAGAAAGAAAAAGAGCAUUUAAAAAAAAGAAGUCUGGUGGAGAGAAAUCAUGGAGAUCCUGGACAGUAGUGAAUCGUUUUUACACUGGGACAGGAACCUGAGCGAGCUGUCUGAAGCCGGAGAGAUCGACUGUGUGCUCUACACCAAUCACUUCUCCGAAUUCCUGGACGACCUCUCCCAGGAUGCUUUGCUUGGCCAGCUGCUCAGCGACCCCUUCCUAUCCGGGGUGAGAGGCGGCAUGGAGGAGGCCAUGGAGGGCGAGGACGGCAGCGACCUGUCCCCGUCUUCUCCUCUGCCGCCGCACAUCACCGCCGAGCACAGCUACUCUCUGUGCGGCGACAGCCGGCCGCAGUCGCCCCUGUCGCACCUGACCGGAGAGCACGGCAGUGAAGCAGCAGAGUCCGACGGGGAUUCAGCCGAGUGGCCCAUGGAGCAGGACGAGGCCAUGGACAGCCUCUUGUGUGAGACUCCUUCCCUCCUCCCCACCCUUUCCCUCUCUCUGGUCCCCAGCGAGGGGUCCCAAGCAACCGAGGGCCCCGAUGUAAGCCCUGUCGCCACUACCACCGCCGUCGCUGUCACCGCCGCUGCCGCCCCAGCUCAGACAGCAGUCAGCAGUCACAACAACAAAGGCAUCAAGAUAAAGGAGGAGAAUAUCAUCCCUCAGAUUAAGCUGGAACCUCAUGAAGUGGACCAGUUUCUCAAUCUGUCACCCAAAGGUCUGGAGUCCCUGCAAAUGCCUCCCACUCCUCCCAGUUCCCACGGCAGCGACUCGGAGGGCAGCCAGAGCCCCGUCCACGCCCCACCCAGCCUGUCCUGUCCCACCUCCCCCACCAGCCCCGCUCCAUCCCAGGGCAGCCUGAAGGUGUCUCCUCGCGGUCCCUCCUCCCUCUCCAACUCUCCUCUGCUCACCGCUCCUCAUAAACUGCAGGGUUCGGGCCCGCUGAUCCUGACUGAGGAGGAGCGUCGCACCCUUGUGGCCGAAGGUUACCCAGUUCCCACCAAACUGCCCCUCACCAAAGCCGAGGAGAAGGCGCUGAAAAAGAUCCGCAGGAAGAUCAAAAAUAAGAUCUCAGCUCAAGAGAGUCGCAGGAAGAAGAAAGAGUACAUGGACGCUCUGGAGAAGAAGGUGGAGACGUGCUCCAACGAAAACAGCGAACUACGCAGGAAAGUGGAAACUCUUGAGUGCACAAACAAGUCUCUGCUGCAGCAGCUACAGUCUCUGCAGGCGGUGGUGGCAGGCAAAGUCCCCAAGUCCUGCAGGGUGGCUGGCACCCAGACGUCAUCAUGCUUAAUGGUGGUUGUGUUGUGUUUUGCUCUGUUUUUGGGAAGUUUUUACCCCAGCAGUCUGACACCUUGCUCCACCAUCGCCGAAACUGGCCAAACCUCCAAACAGCUGGCCAUCAAAGAGUCCUACACAACCACAGUUAAAUCGAGGAGUCUGUUAUCAACCUUCGAAGACGAGCAGCCACACCUCCUCGGGCUGGGCGGAGAAUAUCCCGAACAGUGGGAGGACACGCCGGCUCUCGUCAUGGCGGCUUGGCGUCGCUCAGAGCAACAGAAACUCGGGGAGGAGCCCAGCCGGGUGGAGACACACCCGCCCUUCAGGAGUAAAAACAACGAUACGCAGACAUCAGAAAACCUGCUGCUGGACCUGCACAGGUCUCUGGAGCAGCUGACGAACGAGAGCAGUAGUAAAGUGAUAGAGCUGGAGCGAACGGUCAAUGAGACCUCCUGAGGCUCAUGUCACCCCAAACCCUACCUUCUCCCCUUAAACCCUGUGAUGACCUUUGACCCUCCCCCUCUCUCCCUCCCUCUCUCUCUCUAGAGCAUGGUUCAGUGUCCUGGAGCAAACCUCAUAUUUCCCACUGCUGAAUGUUUUAGGUCAUGUUUUUCCUCUUCUUCCAUCUUUACUUAAUCAGAAACACUGUAAUAAUAAGAAUUAUUAAUAAUAAUAAUUAUAAUUAUAAUAUCAGGGCACUGGCUGUCCUUAAUUUCUGAAGUAAAGUUGCACUGAAUAGUUUUCUACAAAUUACACAUUUUAGUUAUCUGUUGUCUUAAUUGACCCACCAUCAAAUCGAUCUAGUGAAUAAUGUUACGUGGCAUUUAUUCCAGUUUAUUAAAGUUUAUUAAAAAAAAUAUGACAUGUGAGGCUUUUUACAGGACACUGACGAGAAACUCUAUAUUUAUAGAAAAACUUUUUGUUGUCUUUGUAGUUGUAUUUCUUUUUAAUAUUAAGUAUUUUUAUUCCAUUCCAGUAAUGCAUACAUCCCAUUUUGAUACUUGUUUGUGUUCAUACUGUAUUUUGUGUUUUUAUUUUAUUGUUACUCUUUUAUAUAUAUAUAUAUAUAUAUAUAUUGUUAAUAUUUUUUCUUUGUCUGCCUUUUCGGUGUUUCUUGUGUUUGUGGCUUAGCUCUGGGUUCCUGCACUUUGUUUGGAAAUAAAUGGCAAUUUGUAGAUGUUUAAAAGUUUAUAAAUUGGCUGCAAAAAGAAUGAAAAUGUGUCUUGACAGUGUUUCAUGUAGCUGGAGAGUGAAUAUCAUCUUGCACAGGACACUUUAUAGAUGUUCUGACUGAUCUCCAGCUGCAGCUACGCUAAAAAACAAAAAACAAAAGCUUGUAAAUACUGACUGAAAUACUCAAAUACGAGCGUCUACAAAAAAAAAAAAGCGUGGACUUUUAUAUUUGACAUGUGGGGAUCCUGUUAGCUACGCUUCAGACAUUUUUUUGACUUAUUUCUGUCUGUAUGAUGUCACUGUGUGCAAGUCAGAAGUCAAAUAUUUGAGACUUAUAGUGUCCUGCAAAACUAUUGUAGUUAAUUGUAGUCACCAAAAAACAUCUUAAUUGGCUACAUUUACAAGGUUGGACAACUGUUGGACCAGUUUGAUGGAUGCAGUUAAGCAGCAGACUCAGAAUGACUAUAACACAUCCCAUAGUGUUGCUUUUAUUUAAAGGGAUAGUUUGACAUUUUGAGACGUGUGCCUUCUUGUCCAGCUGAAUGCUGAAUGUGAAGCUGGUAGCUUAGCUUAUCUUAGCGUAAAAACAAGUGUAAACAUGUGGAAACAGCUAGCUUGGCUCAGUCCAAAGGUUGAAAAAAACACUGAUCAUGAUGUUCAAAGCUCUCUUGCACAUAACUCCCUGUAAAACCACAAUUUCACACUUUUUGUAGAAAUUAAACACACAAGAUCUAACCUGCUAAUUAGUGAGUUUCAUAUAUGCACGUAGGUGGAUUUUUGUUACCUCUGGACUAAGUCAGGCUACUUGUCUCCAUCUGUUUGCAGUUUUAUGCUAAGCUAAGCUAACAAUCGGUUUGCUGUAGCUUCACAUUUACUGGAAUCAAUCUUUUUUAUGUAAUUCUCGGCAAGAAAGCAAAUAUGUCAAAACUCUUCUUGAAUGGUUUGAUCGUUCCACAAAAUUUUAGUCUCCACACUAAACUUUAAAAGCCUUUUUUUUAAAUCUUGAGAUGCUUUUGCCUUGCACACUUUCACUUUUUGUCAGCUUUGAGAGUCUUUAUCUUUAUCUAUCUUUUGUCAGCAUUUGCCAAAAAACAAAAUUUCUUCCCAGAAAUGAUUUUAAAAAAGAAGAAUAUCUAUAUUUUUGUAAAUAUGAGUUGUUAAUAAAUAAGAAAGUCUAAAAAUGUGUCUGUAGUUUAUAAAAACCAAUCCGUAAUUCAUUCUGUUGUUAAAUUAUGAACAUACGACGCCUCACAGCUCGCUGUUUGGUUUAGUUUGUUAAAUUACAGAUCAUGGCUUUAAAUGUCCUAACUGUCCAUUUCCAAGAACUAUAUUACAAAUUUAAAGAUGAGUUUUCUUUCUUUCUUUCUUUUAAAUGUCUGAGCUUUGAUGAAACAUGCUCUUUCGUGUUUGUUACAGAAAUAUUUGACUCUGUAUAUUCAUGUAAAUAGAAACAGUCACAAAUAUGAUGAAAAAUUCAGUAAUAUCCACUGAUUAAAAUGAAACUUAAUGAAGCCCAGACAAGCUGAGGUUGAAUCAAAUUGUCAAUUAAACUCAAUCCUAGCCCAGUUUAGAGGCUAGAAAAUGAGAUUUGUAUAUGUCAAAGUCUCAUAUUUUAAGAGUUGUAGAUCAGUGGCUUUUUAUCGUCAAAGAUUUGUUGUCAGAUAUGUUGUUUUGUUGCAUUGAGGAAGUCUCCAUCAUGUCUUAGUGCUGAUAAGUCAAAACUACGUUACAUUCCUCACUGCUGACAAGAAAUCAUGGGAAACACCCAGAUCUAUUAUCUUUAAAUUUCUGUGGAAAUAAAGAAACCUCUGCUCUAGUUUAGACUUGAAAGUAACAGCCGUUUUUCCAAAAUCAGACUUCAUUUCAACGUUGCUCGUGUGUAAAGCCGGCCUGAUCUCGGCUUUCUGUCUUUUUUUUUUGUUGCUUUCAAAUGAAUAAAGUAUUUUCCUUAG
This is a messenger RNA of Scomber scombrus (Atlantic mackerel), 4672 nucleotides long. RefSeq names its product cAMP responsive element binding protein 3-like 2 (gene creb3l2). Bases 318 to 2003 code for a protein of 561 amino acids. NCBI's taxonomy places the organism in Eukaryota, Metazoa, Chordata, Actinopteri, Scombriformes, Scombridae. The transcript has 12 exons. The record is from RefSeq and is a predicted model, not a curated record. Gene Ontology annotation, biological process: regulation of transcription by RNA polymerase II. Gene Ontology annotation, molecular function: DNA-binding transcription factor activity, RNA polymerase II-specific; cAMP response element binding.